Cheilinus undulatus (humphead wrasse) is the source of this 10489-nucleotide messenger RNA. It is a transcript of the gene cerk, whose product is annotated as ceramide kinase. Gene Ontology annotation, molecular function: kinase activity. NCBI's taxonomy places the organism in Eukaryota, Metazoa, Chordata, Actinopteri, Labriformes, Labridae. Bases 212 to 1921 code for a protein of 569 amino acids. The record is from RefSeq and is a predicted model, not a curated record. The transcript has 14 exons.
GCUAUGUGUCAGAGAAAAACAUCCCGAGCUAGAAUCCGCUACACGGGCGCUUUUUUGUUGAGACGGAUCCAACUAAAACGCUGUUAAAUUUCACGGUUUGUAGCCUCCCCGGCAACACACAGAUAACAUGCCCGGGCAGAGGUAACCUUCCCCGGUGCUGCUGCUGCCUCUUCAGCCGGCUGAAGGACGGAGCAGGACGGAUAAAACCCCGAUGGAGAGGCCGAGCAGAUUGCUUCUGCUCUCCGAGCUUCGCGUCCGAAACGCCGCGUACGAUGUGAGCCUGAGCCGGUCCCUGCUCACCUGGAAGAGACGGGUUUCCAGCCCCGUUUACCACCCAUUCAGACCCAGGUUUUGUGUUCCUCCGUUCCCUCGUCGACCAGACUCAGGUGUGUGUUGCAGCGUGCCAGUAUCAGAGAUCAUCUCUGUCCGAGAGGUAGAGGAGGAGACGAGCAGCAGACAGAGAGAAGACGAUGGCAGCUGGAAGAAAAUCAAAGAGAGAGAGGGAAAGGACUGCAGGCAGGCCUUCACAGUGAGGUAUGUGGAGAGGAGUCGGCAGCACCGCUGGCGGUGUGCUGAGAUCACGUUCACCUGUCCAGAGGAGGGGCUUUGUCAACGCUGGGUCAGCAGCAUCAGAGAUCAGAUUGCCACUAUCACCAUCAGACCCAAACACCUGCUGGUCUACAUCAACCCGUACAGCGGGAAGCGACGGGGCAAACAAAUCUACGAGCAGAAGGUGGCGCCACUGUUUGCCCAGGCAGGCGUCUCCACAGAUGUCAUCGUGACGGCAUACGCUAACAAUGCAAGGGAUCACCUGAGGACGGAGGCGGAGCUGAAGAAGUAUGAUGGGGUGGUUUGUGUCGGAGGAGACGGCAUGUUCAGUGAGAUCAUCCACGGUCUGAUCUGGAGAACUCAGAUAGACGGCGGCAUUGACCCAAACUGUCCAGAUGAAGCUCUGUCCUCUUGCUCGCUUCGCAUCGGAAUCAUUCCUGCAGGUUCGACAGACUGUAUCUGCUUCGCCACUGUUGGCACCAACGACCCCGUGACGUCUGCACUACACAUCAUCGUUGGGGACUCUCAGCCCAUGGAUGUGUGCUCCGUUCACCACAACAACAGCUUCCUGCGGUACUCUGUCUCUCUGCUGGGAUAUGGUUUCUAUGGCGACGUGCUAACUGACAGCGAGAGGAAGAGAUGGAUGGGACCGGCCCGAUACGACCUCUCAGGUCUGAAGAUGUUUCUGACUCAUCAUUACUAUGAGGGAACUGUGUCCUACCUGCCUGCUAGAGGCAUCAUGGGAACCCCGCGGGACGCUGCAAGAUGUCGAUCUGGCUGUGUGGUUUGUCAACACAACGGGCAGCUACUGUCAGAGAGAGCCGAGAAGUACGAGUUGGACGAAGCUUCAGAAAGCGAGAGCGAUGGCGAGUGGAGGACUAUUCGAGGGAAGUUCUUGGCGAUAAAUGCUGCCAGUAUGAGCUGUGCUUGUCCUCGCAGCCCUAAAGGCCUCUCACCUGCUGCUCACCUGGCUGAUGGCACCACCGACCUCAUCCUGGUGCGCAAAUGUUCCCGCUUUGACUUCCUCAGACACCUCCUGAGACACACCAGCAAAGACGACCAGUUUGACCUGACUUUCGUUGAGGUCCACCGGGUGCGUCGUUUCCGCUUCACACCGCGACACUGCCAGAGCGACUCGGACCUGGAACUUGAUCUUCGAGAGCAUGGCAAGCGCCAGAUCUUCAGUCAGAUAUGUAGAGAUCACCCGGCGUGUGGGUGCACCCCCGCCUACAGCAGCUGGAACUGCGAUGGCGAGAUUCUCACCCACACAGCCAUAGAUGUCAGAGUGCACUGCCAGUUGAUCAAGCUGUUUGCACGAGGGAUCGAAGAACCGCCGGUGUUCGAGGAUCUCACAAACCCCUGUGCAAUAUAAACCCAAAACCCUCACUACUCCCUACAAGACACUGGAGUCUCCUUAUGUCUUCAUCCUCACUGCUGUUGCUGCCAUCACUACUCCUCACAUCAGCUGUUACAGGACAAAGAUCUUCAGUACGCAUAGAAAAAACUCACUCUCUGCAUCUGAAAGUCCAAAAUGAUGACCUCCGCUGACAGGUAUUGAGGUGAAGUAGCAUCUUGAGUCGCUGGAGAGAACUUCCAAAGGAUAAAGGUUUUUGAUUUCUCCUGCAGGACACUGCUGAUUUAGGGUCUACCAGGGUGUCUGGCAUCCACCUUAUUCUUAUUUAUGACCUCCAGUUUUGCUGCAGAGGCCUGAGGCUCCAGAAUCAUCCAGAUCAUGACUACAGGAUUUUGUUACCUUGAGGCUACAGAUGGUUUCUGUUAAAGUUUAAAACAAUAGAAGCUUUGGGUCUAAACCAAAGCAACGUGAGUGUUUGUAUGUUGCAGAGCAUUGCUGCUCCUGUCUCUGCCGGGAUAUUAGAAUAGUCCAUGACUUGAGUCCAAUUUAAGGUGAUUUAUUUUGACUCAGACUUGGUCCCAGGCCUUAAGGACCUGAACUUGUCUCGACUCUUACUUCUCAUUAGAUAAAAAUGAAAAUAUCAGAAGAAAACAAGAAGUGUUGAAGUGUCAAACAACCUUAGUUAUUUUGACAAGACUUUGACUUGUCUAAACUGCAGACUUCUCAUAUGCAUGUAGCUUUAAAAUCUUUAGAAAAUGUUUCAAACAUUUAGCUUAUUUGCACUUUUAAACUAGUUUUGAUUGUUUCUAGUGAUCUGAACUGAUCUUGGAUUCUGAAUGAUCUGUUACAUGAUAUUAAGGAUGCCAGACAUCAUGACCAUUGGUGCUCAGCAGUUUAACUUUCAUGAAAAGAAAACAGUAAAUCUUCUGCACAUGGUCUGUGCUAAUGCUGACUAGAGAUACAGUACUGUGCAGAGCUUUUAGGCAUGUUUGGGUGAAAAAUUUAAUGCUGAAGUAAGGCAUAGAUGUGAGUUAGCACCAUAGGGCAGGAAGGGGGAUUAACACAACCCCUGUCAUGUUCUGGAUGUCCUUGCAUAUUACCAGGGACACGGGAAAAUGAUGUUGAAAGUCCACACCUUUAGGGUGGAGUGAGGGAUGGCCUAGGGUACCAUCUGGUCGGGUAGUAGGGUUGCCAUGAGCCCUGGUCAUGCUGUGGCAGUCCUAAGGCCUGAAAUCCACUGGUGGUCUCCAGGUGUACUGCCAGGGGGUUAAAAGGCCCAGACAAAAGAGAUGUUUGCAAGCUUGACCUUGAAGCGACACAUGUGUGGCAACAUGUGUCCAGCUUGACUCUGGCCACUCUCCCCCUCCCCUCCCCUCCUUUCCUCUCCUCUCCUGUCCUGUGUUGUGCCACAAUGAGCCCCAUGUUAAAUCAUUAGCACUCUACAUGCCUAAAACUUAUGCACACAGCUCUAUAUUUCCAUGUUGAACCUCCUUUUUACUUCAUGUGUAUGAAGCUUUCUGUUACAUUCUGAUUUAAAACCAUUGUACUUCAUUGCUUCCUUUUCUCCAUAUUUAUUGGCUCAAUCUUUAUUGUUUUCUUAUACUGAAGUAUUUAAUUCCCAGCAUUUAAAAAAGAACAACGAAGAUUGAACUUAAAUGUUAGCACAUUGAGUUUGCGUCAAGCUGGACGGGCUGAGUUAGCUGAACAGUGCAUAUUUUUAAUCUUCCAUUUUCACUCAGUAUGCAACAAAAAACAAAGAUCAUCUGAAAAGUGCUGCUUUAAAUGGGUAUUACAGUAUUUUUGAAGCUGGGUUGUAUAAGGUACUUUGCAAUCAUGGUGCCAUUAGCCUCCAAUGGUGUCAGACAGGGCGUGUUUGAGGAAGCUAUGCAUGCGCCCCAAUUGGGUGCAGCUGCUCUAUGUAAUAAUUUAUAAAGUUUAAUGUAAACUGGGGAAAAAAAUGCUGGCUCAAAUUUAAAUUAUAUUGGAGCAUUUUAUUUUCACCCAGAAAGCCUCUGUGUUUGGCACUACUUUGCAAUGCGAGCUUCAGCUGCUGGAUACGUGGUCUUCCGCCUCAGCUGAUCUGAACAGCUGUUUGUGUCUGCGGGCUUCAUCAGAGGAAAUGAGAAGUAACCAAGCUAAAACAACGCUAAAAUGUCUGAGAGAUGAUGACUUACUGUGAAGGGGAUCCUUUUAUGAACCAGAGUACGCAGAGGAACUUCGACAGAUGAAGCUCAGUGGAAGCAAAGAGAAGGAGAGAAACAUUAGUGUCGACUGGUUGGCUUACCUGGUUGUGUAGGUGUGCAAACUGUGAGCCCAUGUUCUACAGAGCUACUGUUGACAUUUCUGAUAGGGAAAAAGUGGCUCACAGACGUCUGCAGCCUGCAUCACUCCCCAUCCAGAGUUCCCUGCCUCACUGAACACUGGUGUUUUCAGCUCUUGAAGUGUGAAACUGAGCUGAACCACAGACACAUACAGCUGUUCAGAUAUGCUGAGGCAGAAGAAAACAUAGCCAAUAGCCGAAGUUUGAAUUUCAAAAUAAAGCCAAACAAAGACACUUUCUGGGUGGGAAAUAAAACACCUUAAAAAUGAAUAAUAUAGCGUGCAAUUGAGCAGGCGUUGUUUUUUGAGCAACCCUACCCAUCCGUGGCACUAAAUUGCUUAGCUUCUCCAAGCGCAUCCUGUAUGAAGAGGCACUUCUAUCACCAAGUACCUCACACAACCCACCUUCAAAAAUACUGAAAUAUUCCUUUAACACCAUGUGUGUUUCACACAACCUGUGCAGACUUUCUGUUGUGUAUGAGCUGAAGUUGUAGCUAUCACUUAACCUCCUCUUAAUCGAAUGCGAUGCUCUGAGAUGUGUUUAUUUUGUGUCUUACAACCACAGAAUAAUCAACAGAAUUGUCCCAGAAUCAAAUUAAGUUCACGUAAAAGUAAAAAAAGUGGUUUCCAGUCUUGAUCAGAACUUCCAUAAACGGUCACAGAAAUUCUGAGCCUUGGGGCGCACAUGGUCUUGUGAUUAACUUGCCCCCAUGUAGGUGGGCGACCAGGGUUCAAGUCCGGCCUGUGGCUCUUUCACUGCAUGUCAUUCCCCACUCUCUCGUCUGUGUUCCUAGCUACUGCUCCAAUAAUGGCAAAAAAUCUUCCAAAAUAAAUCUUUAAACAUAAAUCUGAGCCUAGAAAAGCGACCAAAGGAAGACAAGUUUUUUCAACAUUAUUGUAGCAUGUUGGAGCUGCAAAGACAGAAAUGUGAAGUACUUUCAACAACACUUAAGUGGCUCAACCAUUAGGUCUUUACGUGAAGAUUUAAGACUGAAUAACUGCAAGAAAAGGCCUAAUUCAAACUCCUAACCAAAAACCACAUGCACUCUUUUAGAUGGGAAAAAAGGUGCAUUACGCCUCAUUAUCACAGGCUGCAAAAAUGGAAAUUACCAAAAUCAAUAAGGCGUUAUCUACAAGAACAUUACUAUCUCAGACCCAAAAAAAACCCAUAAAUGAGCCACAAAUAUUCUGGUAUUUGCAUAAAAAGGGCCAGAUAUCUUCCUUGUUUGAAUCAUUACCCAGCUUAAAUGUUAUUGUAUUUGUUGAAGGUUUCUUAGUGGAUUUGGUGUUUAUUGAAAUGUGGUUUUGUUGAAGUAUUCUGCACUGUAAAGUCCAGUGUUGACAGACAACCAGUUACUUAAAAAAAAGAAAAAGUUGACAGUAAAAUCAUGUUUGCAUUAAUGCAGCGAUCACAGCUGGCAGCUCUGAGAUAGGGAUGUUUGCUCAAAGUAAAAUGACUAUUUGGAAGUCAGAGAAAAUUCAGAUGUCUCAGAUGAACGGUGAUUAAAAGCUUUAUGCUAAGACACAUUGGUGUCACAUUACAACCAGGUGCUGGAAAAUAACUGAUAAAAUAUAUUUUGUCAUGCAAGGACUCUACAAACUUUUAUGAAUGAAUGACUGAAUAUUUGAAAAUCUUGUCCCAUCCCUACUCUGAGCAUGCUGUAGCCUGGCGUCAACAGUCUCUGUAGCUCUUCACUGCUUCCACAUGGUGAAUUCCUUUAUCCAAAACACAAUCAGCAUGUCGUACCAUCAUCUUAUUUUAAAUUUUACUGCAGUACUAUAAAGUGAAACUGCAUUUUCGUCUCUUGACCUGAGGAUGGUGAUGUUAGCCCAUUCUAUAAUGGUUCAGUCUGAAUCUCUAUGGUUUUGAUGACUCCGUCUAACACCUAUAACCAUAUUAUGGGCUGAACAGGAAGUAGAGUGUCAGCACUGGACUAUCAGACCAUAGAUGCUGUCUAUAUUUGUCUUGUUUGUUUGUUUGUGUCCAGCACUCCUGUUUCCUCCCUGCUGUUGUCGAGCCGGACUCUGAAUGACAGUGGAGUGAACCAGUAGCAGCUCAUGGUGCUCAAAAAACACCAACCAAUCAGCUUUCUCUUGAUCCUUAUCCAACCAAAAACCAGCUGGGGUUUAAUGAUGUAGCUGUGUGUCUGUUACAGUUGUAGCUCAGUCCAGAGGUCUUCACAGGUCUGUAAUUUAAGGCCUGAUAAUACCAUAACUGUACAUGCAAGCACUGACAAUAAUAUAUGAAACUGGGAUACAACAACACAGGGAUGCACCAGUUAUGUUUAAGUAAAGAUAUAGCUUCAUUUGAAGUUCUGGUUAAGGGUGGCUCUUGAGCUCUACUUUCAUUUGAAGUUGCACCAGCUGAGAUUGCUACACCUUAAAUGCUAGCUCCUAGUAGAUGUAAAUUAAAUUAAGUAAAUAAUAAUGCUAUAUUUACCCUGCCACUCCCAGUGAAGGCAUGGAAUACUUUUUCAUCCUUGACACAGUCACAUUGUCUGACACACAUCCUUUGUGGCUUGUCUCUUAUGCAGAGCCAGGAUUUUGUCUCUGACAGAAGCAAGUUGCGACAGUUCCCUUUUCUUAAGCAUCCUGUCAUAAUAGACUGCUUCAUAUAUCCGUUGCAUGGAUAUAUUUCACAUUAAUUUGGGAAAGCUCCCACACAAAGCGUUUGGGAAAGUCAGGACUUUACAACAAUUUCUCAGCUGGUGAUUCGACAUUCUGUCUGUCACAUUCAUUACCAGCCAAUCACAGCCACAAGAAAAAACAAGGUUGCACACAUGAGUAGAUCUGGCACACACUUUCGUAGUAUGCAAACAGUGGACUUAUCAUAUGGAUAAAACUUAAGCCAAGGCAGCUCAGGAGAAGUGUGGUCUAAUUCUGAGAACUGCUGCUUUUCUGCAGCUACAUGUGAGCUAAUUGCUUCAGCAGCCAUUCUAUACAUCAGCUUACAGUACAACUAAGUUCCCAGGGACUAGAGUUGUUCCGAUACUGGAAUCAGAAAUACUUGCAAUAUUUCUUGAAAUGUAGGUAUUGGUGUUUGCGAGUGCACGUGUUGAUGUUAGCAUUAAGCAAUGCUAUAUGUUAGCAUGUGAGAAAAAAUCUGCACACACAAGCUGCUACUUUUUAGAGCAGCGAAGAAGAACCAAACAAAGCUGAAAACAGGACACACUGCAGCAGCAAAGUUUGGAGCAUUUACUCCGCUAGUAGAUCGGUACUCAGAAGCCCAAAACUCUGUUAACAGGAUCCGUAUCCGGAAGGAAAAAAGAUAUUGGAUCUCUCUACCCAAAACUAUUGCAAACUUAUGCUGAAGCAAGUUAGGAGGACGGCAUGAAUGUCUUCUCCAUCAUGAAAAGCUUUCAGUGUGGCCCUUUACUCUUGUUUUAGAAAGAAAUAUGGUCCAGUUCUGAUAAAACUGCUGCUAUACUAAAGCUACAUCUAAGCUAACAGCUACACUGGGGGUAGCUGGUUCUGACGCCUCACAGUGCGACCUAACCCUGCCCAUAGCUGCUGCCUCAUUCUCUUCAAAUGAUGCUGAUUGGUCAGAACUGUCUUCGGUUCAGCACAGAAGUUGUAGAUUGGAGCUUUUUUAGAUGAAUUUGCCUGAUAGCAGACAUAGUGGCAUCCAUCUACUUUGCAAGCUUGGCACAGUGCUGCUGGUACAGAGGAAAGAAUGUCACUGCUGCCAGUUGAAAAAAGUACAGUAAUGCAGUAUUUGUACUUCCUACCUCUGCUGAUAACUAACAUGCGCUCAGCCAACAGGCACUGUAGUAGUUUAAGAACGGUAAAGUUUAUUGGUGGAUAAAACUCAUGCUGAGGCCCGUCGAGACAAAUGCAAAAACAAAUUUGUCAAGAAAGCUUUGAGUGCAACUGUUCCUCCUCUUUCCAGAUCUGAUAAAAACUGUUGCUAAAGCGACAUUCAAGCUAAACGCUACACCAGCAGCAGCCAUUGCUACCAGGUUGCUGAUCAACUAAACCCCGCCUGUAGCUACCACCUUAUUCUCCUCAAAUGACACUGAUUGGUUCGUUUCAGACCUGGCUCAAUUGCUCCAGUUAGAGCUUUGCAUGAUGUAGCUGCCUGAUGACAGACAUGAAAUCUGGCCAAUUAAUUUUCUUUGCAAGGUCAAGACCACACACCUGAAGUUAAACUGCCAUUACUGUGAUGUUAUUUUAGAUAGUCUGGACAUUUCUCUUUACCAGUUAAGGUCAGUCUAAUGUCUCUGUGGUGCAUCUAAACAAUAACACUACUUUAGUUCAAACCUCACUAGUUUCAGAUGGUUUAGUGUGAAGUUUACGCCAUAACCUAACACAGAACUUAAACAGAGCUGGUGCAAGCAGACCCUCACUGACCUAAAUAAACUGACAUUAUUCUGGACCACCUCUUUGUUUUGUGUCUGAUCGGACCUGUGAGCACCUUUGGAUUCAUGGACUUCCGAUGUAUUGAUGUACAAUCAGAGCCUGAAUUUUUGCUGUAAAACCCUCAAACAACAACAAACCAAAUGAUUCAAGCAUGUUGAAACAGAGGUCGACUGAUGACGGAUGACUGAAGUGAUUUUUGAAUUUGAAGAUGAUAUAAAUAUUUAUUUACAUUUAGCGGGCUGUAAUUAAACAUUUUGUGUGGAUGUAAUGCCCGCAUAAAUCUUAGUCUAGCAAGUUUUAUUUGCAUGCUUUCAUGAACUAAUAUCAGCCGGAGACUUGUUGAAAGUGUAUAUUCUUUCCAAGGAAGCGCACAAGCUGGCUAAAUGCUAAAAAUGUGACUUAGGCAAGAAAAUGAUGACUUUAUUUAUGCUCAAAAACCACUUAGCUAGCUUUGUUGCUCUGAAGCAGAAGCUAACUUUUCAGCCAGAACAGCCAGUCUGCUACAAGCUAAUGCAAGCUACACAAAACGUUCAAAGAGAAACGGCCCAGUCAUCCUGGCAAAAACAGAAAGAAUCAUCUGCCAUCUUCAGAAAAACAGUGCUAAAGAUUUAGUGGCAUCUGGCUGCAGACCUCUAUGAUGGGGUAUUUUGGUCUCGUUGCAGACCCGGUACAAUGGGGCGACCUCAAACUUGGGGCAGGAAGUGACAUAGUAACCCUUUUUGGGGUUUUGCUUGGUUUGUAGUGUUAUUUCUAAUUUUAUCGCCCUCCCCCGUCCCUCUUACCCUGGCCCUAACCUUUAGGGUUCAGGAUCCUAUUACUAACCCUCUUUGGGUUUUUCCUUAGUUUGCAGAGUGUUAUUUUUAAAAAAAACAGAUGAGCCCAAAACUCCCCUAUGGUAGAGAUCUGCAGCCAGAUCCUCUUGAAAAGAUUUGUCACAUAGUGAAAACUAGCUAACUGCAGCAUACAGGUCCAGUUAGAGCUUUAAAGUACUAACUUUCCUCUGCUCCACACACACACACACACUUCAUGACCCCCAAUGGACAUUUGGGAUAAUGUGACUGCAAACAACCUAUAGUUGACCAGUGAAGUUAAACUAAAUGAGAUGGUGACAUACAAACAAGAUUGCUAGCUAAGUUAGCACUGCGGUGGCUAGCAUGUCUAACUUGAUGACAACCCUGCUGAUUAAAAGAGACCUGAGAUAAAGAAAUCACACCAAGAUGGCACAAACUGAGAAUACCUAAAAAGGCAUUCAGACUGAUGAAAAAUACAAGAGGUGAAGUUUUCUUGUUUUUCACAGUCUGCCAAGUUAGACUGUGUUAGCAGGCUAGCUUUUUAUGCUAACAGCCAUAACAGAAGGUCACAACAAAGGUUAGCUUGUUCCUUUAGAAGGCUUUGGCAUCUUAAGUACACUUCCAUCAUUAUUGUUGAGAUAAUACUGACACUAGUUGCUGUGGUGACGGGACAGUAAAGUGUUUGUCAGAAUAAUAACAGAACAAAAUAAUUAAAGAGAAUAAAUGAUGAAAACUCUAGUAAAGUGUUAGAUGUCUAUCUGAAAACAUGUAGAAUGAAGGAUUAGCAUUUUAAGUGAUAUUUUUGUACUAAUAAAUCCUGAUAAAGGUUCUGAUCAAUGAUCUCUAACAUGUCAGAUUAAACUCAAAGUGCAGUGAUUUUUCAGCCUUUAUUUUUAUGACUGAAUAAAUGAGUCCUUUCAGCUUUCAGGUAUUAGUUUGAAUCUCUCCAGCUAACGUCAUAUUAUUUAUCCUGAUUGCUGUAGUUUUUAACGUGACACUGAACCGUAGUUUUAUCUAGUGAAUCAGUCGACCUCUAGCUGUUACCUGAGCUCUAACUGAUCUUUACCUUCUGCUGUAGCCGUUUCAUUAUCAGGAAUAAAAACAAAUUCAACUCCAA